Stylophora pistillata is the source of this 1348-nucleotide messenger RNA. RefSeq lists its product as uncharacterized. The record is from RefSeq and is a predicted model, not a curated record. Lineage: Eukaryota; Metazoa; Cnidaria; Anthozoa; Scleractinia; Pocilloporidae.
GGGUAACAACAGAAUUGUAUCACUUGAAAGACAACCAAACUCGGUGUCAUUGAUGCUAACUUGAAGAUAGAGAUCUUCUCCUCAUAACAUGUCCCGUUACCAGUUUUGGUUGAUUUUCUUGGCUGUGGCUUUGGUAGAUGGCAGGCCUCGACAUCACCGCAAACAUAAACCAGCACCCGGAGAAAAACCACAGUAUUACCAACAGCCCAUAGUCGACCAGCCGCUGUUGGAUGCCCCUGGAGAUCCUCAGAACUUGAACGUCUAUAAUGUCCAUGUGAACAAAUUGCACAAAGACAACAAAGUAUCUGGACACAUAGGCCCGCAUAGCGUGUCUGUAUCCAUGCAGGGGCCAGGUACGGUUUCUCUGGAUACUAGCCAGCUAAACGUGCAGCCUGAAGACCAGCAACCAGACCACACCAUCACCAUGGUAAAAGACAGCGGCCCAUGCCCGCAGUGUAGCAUGGUGAAUGUGAAAACAGGUCUCAAAGGGCCCAUACCCCUUCCUCUCACGGGGCCCUCGACACCGGUGGAACAAUCAUCGAAGGCAGCAAAACCAGGGCAUGAUGGGAAAAGUCCUCCGUUAGACGAAGAAAAACAAACACACCCAAAGCAAAAAUCAAACAAGGAAGUUUUACUCGAAGAAGGACAAGAGCCUGUAAAACAAGAGCACGAGCCUGAGCAGUUACUUCAUGAACCCGAAGAGGAGCAUAAACCUGUAAACAAACCUGGAGCCGAGACACCUUUGGCUCUCGUGCACCAUCAAGUUGACAAGAUGCUGUCUAAUAAGAUAAUUACAAACCUUGAAAGUUCAAUACCUGUUAUGGCUCAUAAACCAAAGCACGAGGAGCAAGUUGUAAAGGGUCACAAAUUAAGAAUAGAAAGUGGAGGAAAUCAUCAGAAACUUGUUGGCAAAAUGGACCCCAAUAAUGCAAAUAUUGUUGCCCAGGGCCCUAAAACAGUAUCCGUGACGUCCAGCGGCACAGAAGUUACCCAGAGUGUCAUAUUUGACCCCAAUCCUUAUUGCCCCGACAAACCGUGUCCACCAGGACAAGGGGGCGAAGAAGGAAAAGGACACCACUAAAUGACUGGGAUGAAGGAUGUCGCUACGAGCAGAUGACAAUCUGAGGUUUUAACACCGUUGAGAAAGAGGAGAGACGAAAAGCAGAAAGUUAAACACUCUGUAUUUGCAUCUUAUUUCACACCUUUAAAUUUUAUAUUAAAAAAAGUAUUUUUAAUCUCUAAUGAUGUUGAAGACGAUCGCUCUUCCAAAUCUUUAUUACAACUUCAAGAAGAAUGUUAUUUUUGAGAACUGAAAGUUGAGUGCGGCAUUGAGAAAUAAACUCAUUUA